AUGAGCAAGAAAUAUGUGUACUGGGAGAAGCAGGGCAACGACCGGAUGUGCGGUCUUCACUGCAUAAACGCCAUCCUGCAGGGCCCUCACUACAGCGAAGACGCCCUGGCCGCCAUCGGCAGAGAAAUCGACGAAAAGGAACGGGAGUUCCUCAAGUCCAGCGCAGGAGCUGGAGGAAGCGGUAUGAAUGACUUGGUCAGAAGAAACUCAUCCAACGUCUUGGACGAUGGAUUUAUAAACAUCUCAGUCCUCAUUGAAUGUCUUAGAAGGAAAAACAUUUCCGUGAAAAAUACAUUCCAAGAUGAUUUAAAAAAAAUCCUUUCAAGUGAUCAUCAAGACAUAGGAUACAUUUGCAAUUUAGAGCAACACUGGUUUGGUAUCAGAAAAAUACACAACACGUGGUAUGUUCUCGACAGCCUAAAGAGUGGCCCCCUCUAUAUAAAGGACAUUAAUCUGAAAUAUUAUUUCAAUGACAUUAUUCACAAGUACCAUGUGUUUUCUGUUCAGAAUAUAAAUCCUUAUGUGUCUUUGCCCAAGGCGGACGUUAACUUUGUGGCGAAGAAUCCCAAUCAGUUCUAUUUCUGUACAAGUCAGAUUUCUGAAAUAUCUGGAGUGUCUUCAAAUGGGUUUAUAAUGGAGGAAAGGGUUCAUUCUGGUACCCGUGGUGAGAAGACCUCUUUUUUUCCCUCCAGUGGGAACGACAAAGCUAACACAUUUAAGUGGCCGGAGGGUGGAGGGCGGAAGUUGAAUGACCAGGGGGGGAACGAUCUGACCACUGCACACGACGCGGACGAUGAGUUGCAGAUGGCGCUGCGGCUCUCCAUGCAGGAGUACGUUAAGAAUUUGCCCCCACCAGCAGAAGAAGAACCCACGGGGGGAAGCUGCAUCAACUUUAUGGUUAAACUUUCGAAUGGGAAGAUCCACAGGCGGUUCUGCGUCACGAAGACGUUGGCGGACGUCUUCUACUGGAUUGAGUACGAGUCGGUAAACAGGCCGGAGUUCGGCCCCUCUCUUCUCCUCAGGAGCAGCUACAACCUUUACCAAAUAUAUCCGCGGAGGAAGUUUUGCAAAUACCAGAAUGGGACCAUAGAGCUGCAAACGGGGGACAAGGUCCAACAGGUCCAGGACACUCCCCUGGUGGAUUUGAAGUUCGAGAAGGAGGAGACGUUCAUGUUGUCUUAG
Plasmodium inui San Antonio 1 is the source of this 1182-nucleotide messenger RNA. RefSeq lists its product as hypothetical. The transcript has 6 exons. Gene Ontology annotation, cellular component: nucleus. Gene Ontology annotation, molecular function: cysteine-type deubiquitinase activity. The record is from RefSeq and is a predicted model, not a curated record. Gene Ontology annotation, biological process: protein deubiquitination. Bases 1 to 1182 code for a protein of 393 amino acids. Lineage: Eukaryota; Apicomplexa; Aconoidasida; Haemosporida; Plasmodiidae.